CGGAAUACCGACCUAGCCUUCCUUCGAUCACCGUUGCCUUAUUCUUUGCCACUCAACCCAACUCGAUAAAGAACAAUCCAGUAAAGCAUUCCAGCUUGCAUUCACCUAGUAGAUUUGUACCACCUCCCGCUGAGAGAUGUUUUCUGUCGGUCGCUUCGAUCCCAGGAAGGAGGAUGCUCGGAAUAGCACCGGCAGCAGAAAGAAAAAAUCCCGAACUAAGGAUGACCAGGCCGAAUCGAAAGACAGGAAGAAGAGGAAACGAAAAAAAAAAACUUCGCCCGGUGCCGAACGCGACGGUACAGAGGGAUCCUCUUCGUCUCCAGUGGGAUCGGAAACUCCUCCCUUGCCAGCCGCAGCAGCAACGGCGAAAGGAACCGAGAGCGAAAAACAACCACAACGACAAAAAUCCACGGACGCCAUGGUCGAAGAGAAAGGAACAAAGCCGGAGGCCGCCUUUCACGUCAUCGCUCCCGAAACGGACGGGGCGCUCUCUUCCCAGAAAAAUCUGGCCGGGAAAAUCACGGCCGAAGCCUUCGAUGAUCUAGACCUGACCGACGACGCCUGGCUCGCCACAACAAAGGAACAGAGAAACGACAACCACAAGAACGAUGGCGGCGAUUCGGCGUCCCCGCCGGGCUUUGAUCCGGGUGACGAAAUCGAACGGGCCCUGGAGAUGACGCGCCUGCCGAUUGUCGAAGCGGCGCGCCGGUGGGGCAUGGCCGACUUUUUGGUUCGAAACCUGGUAUCAAACGGACACGAACACUUCUUUCCCAUACAAGCGCUGGUGAUUCCGGAUGUCAUCGUUGCGGAGCGCCACAUGAUGUCCCUUCGGGUCAGGGACGUCUGCUGCGCGGCUCCCACCGGGAGCGGGAAAACGCUGGCAUUUGUCCUGCCCGUCCUAAACGCCCUCGCUGCCCGCAGGGUCCGUAGACUCCGGGCGCUGGUGAUAUUGCCGAGCCGUGACUUGGCGCAGCAGGUGUACGAAGUUUUUGAUGCCUAUAGCAAAGGAUCGAAGAACGAUCUCCGAAUCGGAUUGGCAAUCGGCCAAACCGACUUCAAGGCGGAACAAAAGAAACUGAUUUUUGGGGACAGCGACGAAAACGAAGAUGGAAACAAUUGGACUCGAUUGCAAAAUUCGUUGGAUCCGGGAAACCUAGAAUUAGCUCUUGAUGCAAUGAGGGAACAACUAGAAAAUGAUAACGACAUAGGCGACGAAACAAAAGAUUGGAAAAGCAACAAUGCAAAAUCCAAAAUUCCAGCAGGGGGAAUCAGCGCAGUAGAUGUUUUGGUUUGCACUCCGGGCAGAUUGGUAGAUCAUCUAGACAACACCCCAGGCUUUACGCUGCAGCACUUGCGAUGGUUAGUUAUCGAUGAGGCCGAUCGGUUGCUUAGCCAAUCCUAUCACGGUUGGAUUCAGCGCGUUUUGGAUUGUGUACACGCACCUCCAGCUCCAACAAGCCGAACUGCCGAGUACAAAACCGACGAAGGCACAAUCUCCAUCGACCCAGUCACGCAUCGGCGAUCAGAGAACUCUUCGUUUGUCACUGGAAUCGGACCAGAAAAGGACAACCAAUCAUCUUCCGAUGUAGGAGUACAUUCCAACAUCUGCCAACGAAUUCAACUUCGAAAGCUUCUAUAUUCUGCUACGCUCACGAAAGAUCCGCAGAAGCUCUCUGCGCUUCGUCUCAUCAAUCCAAAAUAUUUCAACGCCCACGAUCUGAAACGGCGACAAAAUGCAAUGUUGGUCCACAAAGACAGUAGCGCCAGCAAUCUAUAUCGAAUGCCGGAGCAAUUGAAAGAAUGCACCGUCGAGUGUACCGCCGAACAAAAACCUAUUGUUCUCUUGGCGCUCAUACUGGAGAGGUUGAAAGAAUAUCGCGAAUUAGAGGAACUGGCUGCUUCUUCAUCGUCAGGAAAACCAAAAAAGAACACCAUCGUUGUUUUUGCCUCCAGCCUCGAGUCGACACAUCGAUUGACGCGAUUGCUCCAGUUGCUGUGGCAAGCCGCGGACUACGGAACAUCGCCCGUCGAAUUUUCAUCGGCACUCAACCAGCACCAGCGAUCCAAGCUGAUGAGACGAUGCAACGACCCCACCGAUCGUUCCGUAUCGGUCUUGGUUUGCUCCGAUGGGAUGUCCCGAGGCAUGGAUCUAGCGUCCUGUCGCGCUGUCAUCCACUACGAUGUACCUGGAAUGGCCAAGACCUAUGUGCACCGGUGCGGCCGAACCGCUCGUGCGGGCCAGGACGGGACGGCCAUCGCUCUGCUCAAGGGAAAGGGCCAGGCGGGGCAAUUUGCGAGACUUCGUCGCUUGAUUGCACUGCCAGAGAGGGUCACAAAGGCUUCGGUCAAGACAUCGUUGGUCAGAGACGCUAUUCCUUUGUACAAGCACUGCGUGUCCMGUCUGCGAGAUGUUUUGGCGGCAGAGGAUCGCAACGAACUGAAGCCCACGGAUCCGGACUUGACCCGUUGGCUGCCUGGCAACGAACAAGAUUCCGGGGACAGCGAGUCGGACAGCGAUGAUAGCGUAACUAGCGCAAGUAGCAUGUGAUAUAGACGCAGUGACAUGUGCUUCGUGCUAUGGUGAUUAUAGCGAUGAAACUGUAUUCAUAGAUGCAUUCAUUUCUAAAGCGGGUCACAUGGCACCAUUAUUUGCUAUUGCGACGGAACAAUUACUUAGAUAUUUGCUAUUGCGAUGGAGCAAUUACUUAGAUUAAAGAUCUUAUUGGAAUCGUUAAAUUUGUAUUCUAUCGUAGUGCAAUGAUUGCUCGGUUCAUGGUUGACUAACCAAAUUCAAAUUCAUGUGUCAAAAAUCCACUUGUUCCUUUCAUCCAACCCUAUUCAUUCUUUUGCUCGUAUGGCAUGCUCAGCAUUCUUCGUCAAAGGCAAUCUUCAAUGGCAAGCGCAUGUACUCCUCGGAAUCAAAGUCCCGGACAUCAUUGCCACUACCGCCACAGCACUUCUCCAGUUGUACUGCCGCCUUUUCCGGUCCCCCCACAUCCUCUACAACUUGAUCCAUUCCUUUCUUUCCAACAACCCAGCAAACCUUUUGUUUGGUAACGGGAUCUACAAACGGCUUAAUCAUAGCAUAAAAAGAUCGAAAAACAAAUGGCGGGUUGCAAAUAUACGUUCGGUACAUGCGCUCACAAAAGUGUCGUUGUAAAAUAUCGAGGGUUCGUCUGGUGGUCGACAUGGGUGGCGUCUUGGACAUGUGAAAUCCUUCAUAGUCGAUGACGAGACAUAUUUUCCCGUGUCCGUUCUUUUCGCUACAUCGGACGGCCUUUUCGAUCUGAAAGACCAAGUGACGCAUGUUGUUGUCUUCGUGCAUAGUAUUCUCUCUCCCGGGUCGCAUAUACAU
Messenger RNA from Pseudo-nitzschia multistriata, 3355 nucleotides. Lineage: Eukaryota; Bacillariophyta; Bacillariophyceae; Bacillariales; Bacillariaceae. The record is from the annotation of a GenBank genome assembly.